ACAUGUAAAUGUGAAGGGUUUUGUUGGUUGUCUUUAAAUAAUUGAAUCAUUCAGUCUUCUUCUUUCUCAAAUCACAAACUCUGUAAAAGAACAUCAAUGGCUACCAAUAAUAAGUCGGUUUAUCUCCAAAACCCAGAUGAAGUAAAGAAAGUAUUCAGUCGUUUCGACACCAACGGCGACGGCAAGAUCUCCGUAACAGAGCUUGUCCACGUAAUGAAAGCAUGCGGUUCGAAUACCUCCGAAGAUGAAGUUCAACGAAUGAUGGAGGCAAUCGAUACAGAUCGCGAUGGAUUCUUCAAUCUCGAGGAAUUCACCACCUUCUGCGGCAGCAGCGGCGGCGAUGAUUCAGAGAAUGGCGUGCGGGAACUGAAGGACGCGUUCGAGUUGUACGAUAAGGACAACAAUGGACUGAUUUCAUCAGGUGAACUCCAACAGAUGAUGACGAAUAUAGGUGAGAAAUGUUCUGUUGAUGAUUGUGAAUUGAUGAUCAAACCUGUGGAUUCUAAUGGAGAUGGAUCUGUUAGUUUCGAUGAGUUUAAGAAGAUGAUAACUGAUUCUGGUACAACAGCCGCCACCGGCGAAAGUGAUCACGACGGUCCGACUGCAGUAUAAGUCGUCGUUAUUGAGUUGUUAAAACUACUACUUAAAUAACCUAUCGAAUUAGACCAGCCCUUGAGGCCUAUUAACAUUUCAAAUUCUGCUUUUUAGUAAUCAUUUGAUCUUCAUCGUGUGUUCUAUCUAUUGAAUAAUAAAUAUAAAAUGACAUUUUAAUUAUAUUUA
Molecule: messenger RNA, 780 nt
Organism: Impatiens glandulifera
Lineage: Eukaryota; Viridiplantae; Streptophyta; Magnoliopsida; Ericales; Balsaminaceae
Product: probable calcium-binding protein CML27
Exons: 1
Coding region: 97-612 (171 amino acids)
Molecular function (GO): enzyme regulator activity; calcium ion binding
Source: RefSeq, a predicted model, not a curated record